AUGCCACGCCCAAAGAAGCGAAGCCAGCAUAUCAACUCGCAGCAGCCAGAAAAGAUCAUCAAGAUGGUGUUUUCCGAGGGCAUGACCAAGGCCGAGGUUGCCGAGAGCUUGAGGUACCCGUACUCCACGGAGCAUGAACGCUACAACAACACCAAGACUAUUGAGAACCGCAAGAUGUGGACGCACUGGUUCCGGACCCAGGGACGGUCCUUCGAAGAUGCCAUCUUCUUUGACGAGGCUGGCUUCAACCUGCACUCAAAGCGCACCUACGAUCUCAGCAAGGUAGGCGAUCGAGCACAGCAGGAGGGCCGGCCUGCAAACCGCCAGAAAAACAUGUCGCUCCUUGUUGCCGUUGGAAAGGAUGGCAUCAUUGCAAGUGAGGUCCUACUUGGCGCCUACAACACUGACCGCUUCUGCAGCUUCCUUGACAACAAGGUCCUACCGCUUGUUGCUGGCCAGCGACGAGUCUUUAUGAUGGACAAUGCCAGCUUUCACCGGUUCUUUGACACAAAGCAGCGCAUCACCAACGCUGGGCACGAGGCCCACUAUCUCCCAGCAUACUCGCCGUGGCUCAACAUCACAGAGAAGAUUCAGCAAGGACAAGCCCGCACAGUACUCGUCGCCGCUUGGUUUUGA
Messenger RNA from Sporisorium graminicola, 636 nucleotides. RefSeq lists its product as uncharacterized. Gene Ontology annotation, molecular function: nucleic acid binding. The record is from RefSeq and is a predicted model, not a curated record. The transcript has 3 exons. NCBI's taxonomy places the organism in Eukaryota, Fungi, Basidiomycota, Ustilaginomycetes, Ustilaginales, Ustilaginaceae. Bases 1 to 636 code for a protein of 211 amino acids.